Messenger RNA from Hyla sarda, 1403 nucleotides. It is a transcript of the gene GDAP1, whose product is annotated as ganglioside induced differentiation associated protein 1. Bases 235 to 1248 code for a protein of 337 amino acids. The transcript has 7 exons. NCBI's taxonomy places the organism in Eukaryota, Metazoa, Chordata, Amphibia, Anura, Hylidae. Gene Ontology annotation, cellular component: mitochondrial outer membrane. Gene Ontology annotation, biological process: mitochondrial fission; mitochondrial fusion. The record is from RefSeq and is a predicted model, not a curated record.
CUAAGUGCCUGUAGUCUCUCAGUUAGCUCUCUUAUCUCCUGGAUCAAAAGCAAGCACACAGUCCUGUAUACUGCAAAUUCAUCUCAUCUAGGCCAAAGCCUGAGGAACAGCAGCCACUUCUAAAACGUGCACUGUAAUACAGCCAUGAAGAAGAUUUCAGAAAACUGCAAAGAAUAGAACAUUGUACCAUUAGCACAACACAUCUACUAACUGCAAACACAUGGACCAUUCAGUAUGAGAAAUACGAUAGCUAUUCCUGCUGUUACAUUAAGCAGUGAAUAUUUGGUGAGGCUUGUCAUAGCAGAAAAGUCUCUGAAGUGUGAAGAGCACAAUGUCAGUCUGCCGCUGAGCGAGCACAAUGAACCCUGGUUUAUGCGGCUCAACCCCUCCGGAGAAGUGCCAGUGCUGGUGCAUGGAGAGAAUAUCAUCUGUGAAGCUACACUUAUUAUUGACUACCUGGAGCAGACAUUUGCUGAUGAGAAAACACCCAAACUUGUACCAGAUGAAGGGAGCGUCUACCAUAUUAGGGUGCAGCACUACAGGGAACUGCUGGACUCAUUGCCUAUGGACGCAUAUACUCAUGGCUGUAUCCUGCACCCCGAGCUAGCGGUGGAUUCCAAGAUACCAGCAUAUGCAACAUCAAGAAUUCGCAGUCAGAUUGGUAGUACUGAAUCUGAACUCAAGAAACUCGCUCAAGAAAACCCUGACCUUGAAGAUGCAUACAUUGCAAAACAAAAACGCCUAAAAACUAAACUGAUGGAGCAUGAUAACAUAAAGUACUUAAAGAAAAUACUAGAUGAGCUGGAAAAAGUUCUGGACCAGGUAGAAACUGAAUUACAAAGACGUAGUGAAGAGACACCAGAAGAAGGUUCAGGCAGUGAGUCCUGGCUGUGUGGACAGUUCUUCAGCCUGGCAGACGUAUCACUAGCCGUCACUCUUCACCGAUUGAAGUUCCUUGGAUUUGCCAGAAGGAACUGGGGGAAUGGAAAGCGUCCUAAUUUGGAGGCAUACUAUGAGAGAAUCCUGCAGAGGAAGACUUUCAAUGAAGUGCUUGGAAAUGUCAAUAAUAUUUUAAUUUCCGCCGUUCUGCCGACUGCAUUCCGCGUGGCCAAAAAACGAGCCCCUUCUAUUCUGGGCGCUACCGUCACUAUAGGAUUGCUGGCGGGAGCAGGCUACGUUAUUUUCCUCUGUGUGAGACAAAGACUUUUCAAUGCAUUCUCAACUAUUAGGUCAAAACGCUUUUUUUAAUUUAUCUUGAAACUGAAAAUAUAAUACUAAAAGUUCAGUCUAAAGACACAAGAACAUAUAACCAUGAUAAAGUGUAACAAAGCCGUUCUCAUUGUAUACACAUCUCAACCCCACAAGAUAUCAUCACAAUAAAAUAUAUGUAACAUUUACUUAUA